AUGGCCGACGACGACGCGUUUCGCCUCGUGCAUUUCCACGACUCCGACUCCGACGACGACGAGGAGGAGGAGGAGGAGGAUGGGGAGGUCCCGCCGCGCGCCACGACGCGACGCCGCCGCCGCUGCGCGCUCGUUUGGGCCGCGGACCAGCGAGUGUUGCCUCGAGGGUGCCGAUGCGACGACGACGACGACGAGACGACGGUCCGAUGCGAUCGCCACGCGCGGCCCGCGUCGACGACGCGCGCGAGAGACGCGGAGGAGGAGGAGGAGGAGGACGACGACGACGGCGUCAUGGACGGCGGCGAGCGCAUGCGCCUCGGGCUCGUGUGGACGGGCGUCCGCGGCGCGUGCGCGGCGGUGCGACGCGCGAUCGCGAUGACCGCGACGGUCGACGACGACGACGACGGCGACGGCGGCGGAUCGGGCGCGACGGGCCCCGGGACGCGCGUCGUCGAGCUCGGCGCGGGGAUGGGCGUCGUCGGGAUCGUCGCGGCGCGUGCGCUGCGAUCUUCGUCGCGGAAGAAGAAGAGGAAGGACGCGGUGAUCAUCACGGACAAGCUCCCGCGGGCGGUGUCGCUGUUGCGAGAGAACGUCGCGAUGAAUCUGAAUCUGAGGCGCGUUCCACACACUGGUCCCCAUACGACCGCGUUCGCGUGGUGA
Micromonas pusilla CCMP1545 is the source of this 660-nucleotide messenger RNA. RefSeq lists its product as uncharacterized. Lineage: Eukaryota; Viridiplantae; Chlorophyta; Mamiellophyceae; Mamiellales; Mamiellaceae. The record is from RefSeq and is a predicted model, not a curated record. The transcript has a single exon. The coding region runs from base 1 to 660 and encodes 219 amino acids.